AGACGUUCCGCUGCGCCGUGCGCAGCCGGAAGUGACCGGGCCCUAAGCGGGAGGGGACCUGGCGGAGCGGAAGUCACUCCGUGAGGCAGUGGCGACGGCGGCGGUGAGAGGAUGAACAACAAGUUCGACGCAUUGAAAGACGAUGACAGUGGGGACCAUGAUCAGAAUGAAGAAAACAGCACACAGAAAGAUGGUGAGAAGGAAAAAACAGAACGAGACAAGAGUCAGGGCAGCAGUAAGAGGAAGGCUGUUGUCCCUGGACCAGCAGAGCAUCCCCUGCAGUACAACUAUACUUUCUGGUACUCCAGAAGAACCCCCGGCCGUCCCACUAGCUCACAGAGCUAUGAACAGAAUAUCAAACAGAUUGGCACCUUUGCCUCUGUGGAGCAGUUCUGGAGGUUCUACAGCCACAUGGUCCGUCCCGGGGACCUGACAGGCCACAGCGACUUCCAUCUCUUCAAAGAAGGAAUUAAACCUAUGUGGGAGGAUGAUGCAAAUAAAAAUGGUGGCAAGUGGAUUAUUCGGCUGCGGAAGGGCUUGGCAUCCCGUUGCUGGGAGAAUCUCAUCCUGGCCAUGUUGGGGGAACAGUUCAUGGUUGGGGAGGAGAUCUGUGGGGCUGUGGUCUCUGUCCGGUUUCAGGAGGACAUUAUUUCAAUAUGGAAUAAGACUGCCAGUGACCAAGCAACCACAGCCCGAAUCCGGGAUACGCUUCGGCGAGUGCUUAACCUACCUCCCAACACCAUUAUGGAGUACAAAACCCACACCGACAGCAUCAAGGACAAUUCAAGCUUUCGAAAUACAAAAAUCACAUUGUGAAAGUACACGAGCUGGCAAUAAUCCUUUUCUGUAUGUGUGUGUUUGUCCGAAAUGGAUGGGAGGUCUCCAGCCGGUCCUUCCAUCUGCUCACUGAAGGGACGUCCCCGAGCCGUGUGCUCCCCUUUUGCACUCAUUCCUGGAGGACAGAUUCCGCUAGACACCCUCCAGCAUCGCUGACUUUAUAAAGCGGAAAAAGAGAAAACGUGACUUUGUAAUAGACAAACUUUUUUUUUAAUGGGGUUCUGUGGGGGGGUGGAGUUCAGCCUUUUGUUUUGCUGUGUGCGGUCCAGAUGCCUGUCGGGCGUUCUGUGUGCUCUCCUCUGCUGUACGAAGGGCAUCGUGACCACGUGUACAAGCCAGAGCUGUCGACCGAGAGUUGUCAGUAUUAUGAAUGUCUGUGCAUCCAGGAAAAGCUUUUUGUUGGAGAGUCCGGAAUGGCUAUAAAUGCUCUCUUCUAGCUCUGCCAUUAAGUUAUUGGGCCAUUUUGUUUAUUUCUCUCCCCUUUUCCCCCAAGCCCACCAUUUUCUGAAAAUGUGUUAACUGAUUUUGUAUAGUCUCCUGCCUUAUGCCCUCCAGUUCUACCCUCCUGUGGGACUCUUUCUUCUUAGGCACUGCUGCACUUAGAAUUUUAAUCCAGUGGGCCACACUGGUUUCACUGAGGCAGCUCAGAAGGUAUGCCUUGGUAAAUCAAACUGGCGCAGAAUCCAGUUUGAUUAGGAGCUAGGUUAUAAUAGCGGUUCCAAGUGCGGGAUUUGGAGCUGAGGGCAAUGUCUGAAACCAGAUGAGCAGGGCCUGUGUGUCCAGCCUGUUGCAUGACCCUCAUUGAGGAAGGGAAGCAAAAGCUUGGUUGUUGCCCAGUGUGAACACUUAAUAUGGUAAAUUCUAUGAUCCCAAAACUGGGGCAUCUGAAGAGAAGGUGACCGUGAUGGGUGGCUUUCUUUGCAUGGCUGUGCCUGUCUGCAGUGGUUGAGGAAACCUGCUUUCGGUCCUUGUCACCUGGUAGAUAAUGCUAGUAAUGCGUGCUGACCCAUGACGUCCAGACAGAAACCUCUGACAGGCCACUGCAAGCAUGCUUUAAAAAAGACCAGUCAGGCAUCAGAGAAGCCUGGUGAUCUGACUCCAGAAGGACUGAAGUCAGAGAGGUCAAAAGAGCACCUAGGAUUGAAAUCAGUACUGAGUACGAGUCCCACAGCAGCCUGCAGGGAGCGCUGUCUUACUUGGCUCUUGUGAGCAGAGAUCGCAGUACCUUAAAUUAAGGCCUCUCCUAAAACCUGUCCUUGCCGGCCAGGGCCUUCGCCACCUGGUCUCAGAGAAGUCCUAUGAGAGUAAUAGGCAUUUCCUUAUUGUAUUUAUAUUACUCUCUUCCUACUUUCCAAGUUCUGAACCCCCUCUAAUUACCACUGUCUUGGGAUGCUUUUUCCCCGAAAGAAUGGGAGUGCAGGAACCAAAAGGGAGGUGCUUCCAUUACAGGUGAAGUUAGAUCGGAUAAGAAGAUCUAGCCAUGAUUUAAACUCCAGGAGUAUGAAGAAUGAAUUGUAGUGCCCAGAUAAUUGUGAAGGGCUCAGGCAAACAGAGGAGCAACAUUGGCUAAAAUGGGGAGCGAAGGCCGCCUCCUGAGUAUUUGUGUAGACCCCAGGGAGGGCUUCACGUUUGCCUACACAGAUUUGCCAUGAGAAUUCCAAAGAGAGCAGACAUUUGGAUUUGCCCUCCUUGGGGCAUCUACCUGUUGUGUGUGUGCAAGCAGGUGCGUAUGUGUGUGAUGUGUUCGUGAGGGAGGGUUCUGUCAGGCUGAGUGCUUGGGUGUACUGUCCAUAGUUUUGCGCUUUUUUUUUUUUUUUUUUUUUUGUCUCGUUCAGAUUUUUUAAUCUCUCGUGUUUUCUAGAACUGCUCAUGUUUUCCUUCUUCCUUGGCAUUGCAGUAUUUGAAAGUUAUCUUUUCCCAUCAAAAGAUGCUGGCCCUGUGCUGGUCAGAACAAGAGUUAUUUCUCUCAGGCAGUGUCUUACCCGCAGGGCUCUCCCGGAUAUUCUGUCCAGCAGUUUUAAGUGGGAGGUUGAAGAGUCAGUUUAGCCAAACCACCCAUUUUCCAAACUGGCUUGAGAGGUCCUUUUACUUCCUUUUGACUCCAUGGGCCUCUGCUACACUGCAGUAUGACACGGCAGUGGUUAUGGUAUCACCUACUCUGGGGACAAAGCGGGCAAAAGGUGCGCCCAGACCAACCUCACUAACAUGGUAGGUUGCUGCCUGGAGAUGGGGAGUCACCUUCCACUUUGCACAGGUGGGCUGUUGUCCCCUGACCCCUCUGCUGGAUUUUCCGUUUGAAAUUGGCCCCUACUCUCGAGGGCUCUUCUCAUUUUAUCCUUCUAUUCAUGUGUGUGGGUUUUUUUUUUUUUUUUCCUGUGACCUUGGCAGUGGCAAUAAUUAUCCACCUAGAGAGAAGCUUGUGGUCCGCGAUGCUCCAAGAAUGAACUUCCAAGAAUUUGCCAGUGGAGGGGCAGAGGCUGUGACAAAGUGAUUUAGUGUUGCACUUUCAGAGCGAUUGUCUACUGCAGUAAUAAAUGAAAACUAUCCGCAAGAA
This is a messenger RNA of Leopardus geoffroyi (Geoffroy's cat), 3391 nucleotides long. It is a transcript of the gene EIF4E2, whose product is annotated as eukaryotic translation initiation factor 4E family member 2. Bases 112 to 816 code for a protein of 234 amino acids. Lineage: Eukaryota; Metazoa; Chordata; Mammalia; Carnivora; Felidae. The transcript is spliced from 7 exons. The record is from RefSeq and is a predicted model, not a curated record. Gene Ontology annotation, molecular function: translation initiation factor activity; RNA 7-methylguanosine cap binding. Gene Ontology annotation, cellular component: cytoplasm; eukaryotic translation initiation factor 4F complex. Gene Ontology annotation, biological process: translational initiation.